Molecule: messenger RNA, 1179 nt
Organism: Camponotus floridanus (Florida carpenter ant)
Lineage: Eukaryota; Metazoa; Arthropoda; Insecta; Hymenoptera; Formicidae
Product: tetratricopeptide repeat protein 36
Exons: 3
Coding region: 54-593 (179 amino acids)
Biological process (GO): cilium assembly
Molecular function (GO): protein binding
Source: RefSeq, a predicted model, not a curated record
AAACAAGUUUCCGUCGAUCACGGUGAAAACGGUGGAAGAAUUCAGUCGACAUCAUGGAGAAUCUGAGCGAAGGCGACAAAGCUGUCUUGAGCACAAUCUUCGAUCCGCUUCAACUUGGUCUGCCUGAUUUUUCAAAAGAAGAUGAUACGACGGAUAUUCUCGAGGAGAAUCAUCUAGAAUCGCACGUGUCGGAAAUCGUGAAGAAGGCGAUAAUCUGCGCGGAAGCGAAGAAUUUCGACGAGUCGUUUCGUCUCUUUGACGAAGCUUUGAAGCAAGCACCCGCAUCACCGUCAAUUCUAAACGACAGAGCACAAGCGUUACGUUUGGCGAAUCGAGACAAAGAAGCUUUGAAGGACCUGCAUCUGGCGGUAGAGUUGAGCCAAGGCAAAGGAAGAGCGGGCAUUCAGGCGCUUUGUCAACGUGGCGCUCUUUAUCGGUGGCUGGAGCAGGACGAUGAGGCCAAAAAAGACUUUGUACGCGCGGCCAAGGCUGGCUCGAGCUUCGCUAAAUCGCAGUUGAUCGCUCUGAAUCCUUAUGCGGCCAUGUGCAACGCGAUGCUGCGCGAGAUCACUUCCAAGGCCAACCGCACUUAAUCUAAUCCAUGGGAUCGCAUUUCUUGAAACAAUGAUCAUUUAAUAGAUAACGCUUUAUUUUUUCUUUAUUUCGAUAUAGAUAAACUCACGACUGGUAGAUCUAUAUGUAUAGAUCCUGAUAUAAUGAUAUAAUCGCAAAGUAUAAUCAUAAUAAUAACAAUGAUAUUAGAAAUUUCGCAUAAAAAUAUAAAUCCAUCCAUCUGUAUCAAACCGGGAAUAUAUUUCUUUGUAAAAUUUGGGUUUCAUUUCUGCUAAAAAGGAACUCGCGCUAAAUCGACAAACGACGAAGAAAACAUCAAGUUCUGUGUACCCGUAAAGAUUCCUUCUCUUCCAGCUAAUCAUUAUUCUCCCCGGAUUCGAAAUGAUUUACAUCAAACGGGAGAGAAAUUAGUUAACUAGGUGCGAAAUUAAUUAACUAUGUUAACUGUCGGUAGACAUGGAUCGCGUUGAGAGAUUGAAGACUUGGAACAAUACUCAUAAUUUAUUCAACGGAAACUGAGAGAGAUAUACGCUCGAUAACGCAAUCAUACGCCUAAUAAUAAUUCUUUCGUAUUACACAUAUAGAAUAAAAUGUCUUAUCACACGU